Pectinophora gossypiella (pink bollworm) is the source of this 1350-nucleotide messenger RNA. Its product is annotated as methyltransferase-like protein 17, mitochondrial. Gene Ontology annotation, biological process: translation. The record is from RefSeq and is a predicted model, not a curated record. Lineage: Eukaryota; Metazoa; Arthropoda; Insecta; Lepidoptera; Gelechiidae. Bases 31 to 1350 code for a protein of 439 amino acids. The transcript has a single exon. Gene Ontology annotation, cellular component: mitochondrial small ribosomal subunit. Gene Ontology annotation, molecular function: structural constituent of ribosome; methyltransferase activity.
UUUAGGUUAUGUUUACCAUAAGAAUUAAAAAUGUUUAGACGGCUAAAACUUCUUCCUUGCUCUUCAAUAUGCAAGAACUACUCGACAAAAGUGGAAAUCGACGCGAGUUUAAAGGAAAACUUCGAGUCCAAAGUGUUUAAACCGCGCAAACACCCCGGCACAACGCGCGUUAAAAUCGCUGCAAUCCCACUUGAUAUUCAGAAAGCUGCAAAAAUCAUUCUAGAAGACAAUGGAGCUAAAGCAAUGUACCAGGAGGCCAUAAAACUCAACAACUACGUACGUUCACGAUUACUCCCGCCAGAAGAAGGAGAUAUUAACAAAAGAGCCGCGAAAAUUCACAACUCCGUCUCCAAACAGUAUUUUUCAAAAGUAAAUAAGGAAUUGACACCAGACGAGUAUGAAAACGCAAACAAAGUGAUACAAACCAAAGUAUUCAAUAUCUUGAAGAAGAAAGUCUAUAGCUGGGGUAAUAUCUCUUUUGAUUUGGCAACAAGCUUGCAAUAUUUAAUGGUACGAGCCGCUCCAGAAUAUGCUAUCCUGGUACGAAUACUCGAUGAAAUUAGAAAAACGUUACCAGAUUACAAGCCUAGAAGCUUCUUUGACUUUGGUUCUGGUGUCGGAACGGGUACUUGGGCGGUUAAUACAUUCUGGCAAGGAGAUAUUUUUGAGUACUUCUGCGUAGACACUUCGACACAUAUGAAUGAUUUAGCCCGAUUAAUACUGUGCAAUGGGAAGGACAACGUGGAGAUGCCAUUGAAAGGCUUUUUCCAACGACAAUUCUUACCCGCCUCAACAGAUAUAAAGUACAACAUAGUCUUAUCAUCGUUUUCGUUAUUCGAACUUCCGUCUAUGAAAAGCAGAUUGGAAACGAUUCAGAAAUUAUGGAACAAAACAGAAGAUUUCUUGAUAAUCGUUGAGCAUGGCUCUAAUACGGGGUUUCAAAUCGUUAACGAGGCCAGAGAAUUUGUCUUAAAUCUGCCUGAAGGAAAGAACAAUGGGUACGUGUUUUCUCCUUGUCCAAACGACAACGUCUGUCCUCGUUACAUGGAACACGAGACGCCUUGCAACUUCUUGAUGAAGUAUGAAUCGUUACCAUUUCCUUCGAAGUCUGAAAUAUAUGCAGAAGUGUUUUCUUAUGUUAUAUUAAGAAAAGGCACACGUCCAAAGAAUGAUCCUCAGUGGCCUAGAAUCGUUAGGGCACCAAUCGUUAGGUCUGGACAUACAAUAUGUAAAUUAUGUACUGCACAAGGGGAGUUGAAGGAAAUUAUAUUUUCAAAGUCAAAACACGAUCAGACUACGUACAGAUGUGCUAGGAGUAGUAAUUGGGGGGAUUUAUUACCUAUUAAAUAA